AUGGCGUCCGCAUCUGUCUACUACAAGUUCAAGUCGCAAAAAGAGCCUUCGCGCAUCACGUUCGAUGGCACAGGCAUCUCAGUAUGGGACCUCAAGCGCGAGAUCAUCCUGCAAAACAAGAUGGGCAGAGGCACCGACUUUGACCUCGGCGUCUACAAUGCAGACACCAAUGACGAGUACAAGGAUGACAACUAUCUCGUUCCCAGAUCCACACAGGUCAUCGUACGCCGCCUGCCUCCAUCCAAACCCGGUCGCGGCACUGCCCAAGACUACGUCACCGAUGUCAAUGGUGCUGCGGAUACUACAGGCGCAAGUCGCUUCUCCACUACAGCCAACGCUUCGGGCGUCAAGCCGACUGAUGCCCGCUCUCAAGGCUAUCGUGGCCCCAUGACGAUGAGGUUCGAUAGCAGUGGCAGGGAUCCCAGCUCAUCGUCGUCUAUCGGCGGCCCUAGCACCAGUGCGGGUGGCAGCGGCGGUGGUGGCGAACCUUCAGUCGCGGCGACAGGCGACGAGGCUGACCGCAUCGCUGCCAUGUUUCAAGCUACCACCGAGCAAUGGGACGAGACGCAAGAGCGCAUGUCGCACGCCACCUACCGCGAUCGCUCUGGCCAAGUGCGUCGAGGCGGCCCUCCACGACCCAUGACGACGCAGCGUCCUCAGCACGUCCCUGACCGUCCACCUCCCAUCGGUUACGUCUGCUUCCGCUGCGGAAAGCCGGGACACUGGAUCCAAGACUGUCCCACCAACGAUGACAAGGAGUAUGACAACCGUCCCCGCUUCAAGCGCACCACCGGCAUCCCCAAGUCCAUGCUCAAGACCGUCGAACAGCCAACCGAUGAAGACCACCGCGCUGGCGUCAUGCUCACCGCCGACGGCACCUACGUCGUUGCGCGUGUAGACCAAGAAUCGUGGCGCAAGAACCGCGUCCGCACCAAGCCCCUCACCCAAUCUGACGUCUAUCAAUCAGCACCCACAGACACUUCACUCGCUUGCCCGCUGUGUUCUAAGCUGUUGCGCGAUGCCGUCGUGACGCCGUGCUGCAAGACCAAGUACUGCGAAGAGUGUAUCCAGACCCAUUUGCUGGAGCACGAAUUCACCUGUGCCGAGUGCGACAAGCGGAUUGCAGACCUCGAACAAUUGCAACCCGACCAGGAGACGCGCAAACGGGUCAAGGAGUACGUCAAGGAGACGAUCGAGCAGAGCGAGAAGGAGAUCCAGGAGGAGAGCAGCAAGACUGAGCUACCAAACUCGAACGAGAAAGCGGAAGGCGGCGCAGGUUCGCCAGCUGCGGGACGCCAACGCACACUCAGCCCGGGAGCAUCUCACAACGACCAGGACGAGCAAAGAAACAAGACCAACUCGCAAGCCGAUAGCGUUCUGGCGUAUGGUGACGGCAGCGAUACUGGCAACGGCAGCAGCAACGGUAGCAACAACAGCAACAACGGCCAGGGCCCGGGCGCAGCAGGACAGGCUGGAGGCAUGGUGUUCAACCCGCAGAUGGUGCAGCAAAUCAUGAUGAUGCUUCAGAACCCGCAGCUUCCUCCGCCAAUGCGGAUGCAGCUCCAGAUGCAGUUACAGAUGCAGCAGUUUGCGUUCAUGCAGCAGAUGCAGCAACAGCAAGGCGGCGGCGGUGGAGGCGGUAUGAACGGCAUGUCGAUGGGUCAGAUGGGUCAAAUGGGCAUGUUGCCUGGAGGCGCACCAAACGCGUCGUGGGGCCAGCAGCAGGCAGGACAGGCCACCAACCCGUUCAGCCAUCGUGCCCCUCCCACCAACGAACAUUCGGCCUACAUGCGUGUACCCGUCAACCAGGCCAGGACCAACAAGGUGACGGGCACCAAACGCGAUCGACCCGCCGACUUUGUCGAGGUUGGCAGCAAGGGGGGUGACGCGAGCAAGUUGCCUCGCACCGAUUGA
Molecule: messenger RNA, 1914 nt
Organism: Sporisorium graminicola
Lineage: Eukaryota; Fungi; Basidiomycota; Ustilaginomycetes; Ustilaginales; Ustilaginaceae
Exons: 1
Coding region: 1-1914 (637 amino acids)
Biological process (GO): ubiquitin-dependent protein catabolic process; protein ubiquitination; mRNA processing
Cellular component (GO): nucleus
Molecular function (GO): ubiquitin protein ligase activity; zinc ion binding; nucleic acid binding
Source: RefSeq, a predicted model, not a curated record